GAAAUAGAGCUUUUAAAACAAACUUAAUUUAUCAAUAUGCAGAAUUAGUCUAGAUUAAGCCACUGUAGCCUAAAUGCUUUUUGUUUGCUGGUCCCUGCAAAAAUUAUUUACAAAAUUAUUAUUUUUUCAGCCAAGCGCUCCUACAGUUCUUCAAAACGGAUCACUUUUUAUGGUCGUCCACUUGAACAAUGAGGAAACACGUAGUAGGCCUUAUGCUAAUUUAACAGAAGUUGAUAUCAGACAUGAAGAGUCUACGACAACUACAGAUAAUAAAAAGAGCUAUGAAUCAAAUGAAGACAAUGCCAGUGAUUUUAUUGAAGAUUUGUUUGAUUUAUUGCCUGAAGCGGCAGAAGAACAACAGCUACAGAAUGUCGACGUGCUGUUUGACAUAGCUCCAGAUUUGGUAGAAAAUGUUGCCAUUGUAGUUGAACAAGUCAACCCAAUAGAAGUAGCGCCAACAGAGGAACACCAGCAGAUGGAGACAGCAGAGUCGAACUUAGAACAUAAUAAUACAGCUGCUUUGCUCGAGGGAAACAGAUUGAAGCUCCUAAAGGGUUCACCAAAAAUGGGAACCCGAGGAAAAAGAGCUGCGCCGAGGUGUAAAGAAGACAUUAAAUCAAAACGUGAAAAAAAUAAAGAUAACAUGCACUUCAGCCCCCAUGUAAUAAUACAUGUAAAAGAAAAUGCACGACCAAACUUACAGAACACAGAAGAAUGA
Homalodisca vitripennis (glassy-winged sharpshooter) is the source of this 718-nucleotide messenger RNA. RefSeq lists its product as uncharacterized. The transcript has 2 exons. The record is from RefSeq and is a predicted model, not a curated record. The coding region runs from base 74 to 718 and encodes 214 amino acids. Lineage: Eukaryota; Metazoa; Arthropoda; Insecta; Hemiptera; Cicadellidae.